This is a messenger RNA of Nematostella vectensis (starlet sea anemone), 2001 nucleotides long. Its product is annotated as contactin-associated protein 1. The transcript is spliced from 4 exons. Bases 115 to 1242 code for a protein of 375 amino acids. NCBI's taxonomy places the organism in Eukaryota, Metazoa, Cnidaria, Anthozoa, Actiniaria, Edwardsiidae. The record is from RefSeq and is a predicted model, not a curated record.
UUUGAACAGCUAAUUAACGUUGCAUUAAAAAUUAACGAUUCUUGGGUUUCGGGGGUUAUUAAAGUUUUGAACCCGCAGUGGGACCUAUCCAUUUUAACAGCUCGCUGCUCAGUUAUGAGACUUCAAGGAUCUUUCUUUUCGCUACCUACCUUUUGCUAUCUUUGCGCCUUUUGGUGGGUUAUGUCGAUAGUUUUGUGCUUGGGCCUGGGACUUAACACAGACGGCAGCAAGCGGUCGAUAUUUUUAAUGCAGAUAGAGAACAAGCGCCUUGUUUCAACUCACUCAUCUGGAGAACACGGGUUACCAGUUUCUAAAAAAAUCGUAUAUGCUGGUGACGUCAUGGGAUGCACGUCCGCGUGUCUUAGAGAGGACUGGUGCCGAUCGCUGAACGUCAGGUUAAACUUAGCAAAGAACGAAAGAAUUCUCUGCGAGCUUCUUUCCGUGGAUAGAUUCAACCUCUCGAAAUACCUGAUUUCUGACAAAGAAUUCAGUCAUUAUGGAAAGAUGCCAUGCGCAGACUCUCCAUGUAUCAACGGAGCGUGCGCCUCUUCUUACCACGAGCCAUACUUCCAAUGCACAUGCUUACCCGGAUACACUGGACAAACCUGUGCAACAGCUUCAUCGUGCAGCGUUAUCAGAAGCACCUCUCCCCUCUCCCCCAGCGGUAUUUACAGUAUAGAUCCAGACGGUUCAGAGGGCGAGCCCGCGUUCAACGUGUACUGUAAUAUGACUGACAAGGGAGGGGUGGGUGUGACGGUCAUAAGUCAUGAUAGCGAGGCUCGGACCUACGUCCACGAUGACGUCCAAGUUCCCGGAUCUUACUCCCGUCCUGUCACAUACCAAGGCGCGAGCUGGAAGCAGCUAGCAAAACUUACCGAGUUCUCCAUACACUGCGAGCAGUACAUACGAUGGGAAUGCCACAAUGCAAUGUUCCUCGAGGAAGGGUACGCUUGGUGGGUGUCACGCGACAAUGCUAAUAUGACGUACUGGGGAGGUGCAACUCCUGGGAGCCACAACUGCUCAUGUGGUAUGACGUCAUCGUGUGCUAGCCCGUCAAAAGGCUGUAACUGUGACAGCAACGAUGGCGUGUUGCGUAGCGACGAGGGGCUGCUGACCGAUAAGACCGCGCUUCCAGUACGCGAGAUGAGGUUUGGGGAUUUUAACGACGCUAAUGAGUACGGUUACCACACACUCGGAAAGAUGAAGUGCUAUGGGAUCCCUAGUGCGCUGUCGUCCCUAUGAUAUGCUGAAUAACGGAGAAAAAAGUGUGAUCCUUGAAUAGAUUCUCAAGUUUGUCUAAUUUUCAAGUUGAGCUGGGCCGUUGUUCUCUUACUUGCAAUGUAUAUAAAAAUAUAAUAUCCAAUGAAGUAUUGGGAGAAAAUUGCACAAAUUAUUAAUAUAUAAGGUUGUUAUUAUGAACACAAUUCAUCACAUCCACAUAAAAAUAUUUUCCCUUGGCAUGUUCUUUGAACUUGGUGAAAUAUCAGGCUCGACGUUCUAUAAAAAGAUCUUUUCACUGUAAAUAGUGACGAGAUCAUGAUUUCAAUGGUUCUCAUAGCAAAAGGUGUGCCGUUGAAGAUCAAUAUAGCAGGAUCUUGACACGUUGUAGAAGGAAUGUAAAAAGGUAUUUUAGUCCAACUUUUUAUGGCGUUAUUGUGAAUAUAUGCAUUAUAGCUUAUAUAACGUUUUGUAUGUAAAUAUGCAGACGACCGGUCGCUAGCACAAUCAGCUAGACGCGAUUAUAAAAAUUACCCAGAAGGCCCUUAGGGCAAGGUUAAAACAAGACACACAGUAUUUCCAAGUUGCGGGUGAAGACUCCUGAUAUAAGCACAAAACACCUACUUUAUGGUUAAGUCACAGUCUAGGAACUGAGAGGGGAAAAACAGACUGCUGACAUGCCAUCAAUUGGGAAUUAAACCAGAAAUUUUUGUAACCACACAAUAAUGCAAAUGGUCAUGGUUUGAAAAGAAACAAAUAAAGUCAUCUCUCUUUUCUAAACUA